Molecule: messenger RNA, 978 nt
Organism: Cercopithifilaria johnstoni
Lineage: Eukaryota; Metazoa; Nematoda; Chromadorea; Rhabditida; Onchocercidae
Source: the annotation of a GenBank genome assembly
AUGACAUUAAUUGACCGCGUUAUCGUCCACUUCGAUGGGUCAUCACUCUGUUAUGACCCUAAUCCAUUACAUCACCGUUUCUUACGGGUAACAGUCAUGAAUGAUCCUCUCGCUUUCCCAUGGGCACUGAUUUGUUCCGUACCUGACAGGAACUCGAUCCGGGCAUUGCGAGAAUUCACUUUAUGGCUUACGAGCAUAUUACAAGAAAAAGCAGUCGAAUAUGGAUGCAGCCAUCGUUUUGAUAAAGAGCCAAAAGCUGUGUUUUAUACAACUCCUGGAAUUGAGGAGGAAGUUAGGGUGGUAUACAGUGCCAUUCACAGAGAUCAUCCAGAAGUCAUAAUUGUGUUUCAUAUUUUACCGAUGCCAAAUUCAAUUGAGUAUAAAUUAAUGAAGGAAUUGGCUGAUGAAUAUGAUUUGAUACGACAGGGAAUACUGUUAGAAAAAGCCACUACUUAUUUUGACGGAUGUGAUGUUAAAGAAGUUCUUGGUAAUAUGCUUCAGUGGUUUAAUCGUCGUAUUUCACGACUUAUCGCUUUAGAAAAAAAGGCUCUUGCAAAAUUUAGUCUACGAAUUGGUGAAGAUGGGAAGUGUACAACAAAUAUAAUAUCCUUUCCAAUGAGCAAUAUCAGUACUACAGUGCAAAAAAUUCUCCAUGGUAAAGACGAUGACAUAUCUCAAAAUGUUAAUGUUAAUGUAAAAGCAAGCGUUGAAGUUUUUGGUUAUCCGUCAAGUUUUAAUGAGUUCGAAAUCGCAAACAUUUUCAAGUAUUUCCGGGUCAUCCAUGUAGUGAAAAGUUUAAUUAAUGGUGCAAUGGUGGAAUUCGUGAAUGAAAUUCAUGCAGCUCAAGCUGCUAUUGAGUAUGAUCGAAGUUGGAUUGAUUCAAUACAUUCAUUAACGGUGACACCCAUCCAUCCAGAAGUAAUCAAAGAAGUGAAAACAGCGUUGCACGAUGAAAAUAUCUCUUAUCAAUCGCUCUAA